CAACGUCAGCGGUCAUGUGUUUCUGUUGACGCUCACCCUAUUCGUUGCCCUGACUAACGAGGUGCACAAAUGGUCGCAUAUGGCGAAGCCCCCCGCCGUGGCACGGUUUAUGAUGUCGUGUCACCUCAUUUUAACCCCGCGCGGGCACCGCAAGCAUCACAUUGGGAAUCAUGACCAGAGCUACUGCAUCACCACCGGGUGGAUGAACGGGGUUCUUGACCACGUGAACUUUUGGCGCGUGGCUGAGACCGUCGUCACGGCCCUCACCGGGGAGAUUCCGCGCGCCAACGACAAGUACCUGCUGGGCAAGUAG
Messenger RNA from Trypanosoma rangeli, 313 nucleotides. Its product is annotated as ubiquitin-conjugating enzyme variant Kua like proteinue. Gene Ontology annotation, molecular function: oxidoreductase activity. The record is from RefSeq and is a predicted model, not a curated record. The annotation marks the transcript as partial. NCBI's taxonomy places the organism in Eukaryota, Euglenozoa, Kinetoplastea, Trypanosomatida, Trypanosomatidae. The transcript has a single exon.